AUGAAAAAAAUUACAUCACGUUGGGUAUCCCAUCAACUGACUGAUGAACAAAAGCAAGAACGUGUUAAACUUUGUCGCGACAGUUUAGCGAAAUUUCGUAAUGGUUCCUGGCUGUUAUGUGAUAUUAUAAUAGGUGAUGAGACGUGGAUUUACCAUAGGCAGAUUGGUCGCAAGUCAACCAAUGCAAGCUGGGUUAGUGAAGGUGAAUCACUAACAACUAUUGUUCGUCGAAAUAAAUUUGAACCAAAAAUUUUAUUUUUUAUAUUCUUAUCAAAUAGUUCUGUUGUUAUACCUGCUGUUGAUGAAGGCAAGACUAUAGAUCACAACUAUUAUAUUGAAAAUUGCCUCAAAUCUAUGGUCAAAGAAAUAUGGAAACAAAGAAGGUCAGAUGGUACAAAAGGUAUAAAAUUGCUUCAUGAUAAUGCUGAACUCCAUCGUCAUUCAGAUGUUAUUAAUUAUUUAACAGAAGAACGUAUCAAUAUAAUGCCGCAUCCACCAUAUUCACCUCCCAGGAAGAAGUGA
Messenger RNA from Rotaria sp. Silwood1, 522 nucleotides. The record is from the annotation of a GenBank genome assembly. Lineage: Eukaryota; Metazoa; Rotifera; Eurotatoria; Philodinida; Philodinidae.